UUUCUUCUCGACUUGGAUCUUCUUCAGGAGCCUCAGCUAGUGAGGGAAAAGAGGAACUCUAGACAGCUUCCCUCUGGGGAGACAGGGAAAGAGCUUAUCACCAAAGAGCCUUCCAGGUUAUGUAGCCUGACCCUGAAGAAACUGGCAGUGCUCCGGGAGCUGGAGAAGGAGCUUCUGUCUGUGGUGAUCGCUGUCAAGAUGCAGGGUUCCAAACGUGUCCUGAGAUCCCAUGAGAUUGUGCUGCCUCCCAGUGGACAGGUGGAAACUGAUCUGGCGCUGACCUUCUCUCUCCAGUACCCCCACUUCCUGAAGAGAGAAGGCAACAAGCUCCAGAUCAUGCUGCAGCGCAGAAAGCGGUACAAGAACCGAACGAUCCUGGGCUAUAAGACGCUGGCUGCAGGUUCCAUCAACAUGGCUGAGGUGAUGCAGCACCCCUCCGAGGGGGGCCAGGUGCUGAAUCUCUGCAGCAGCAUCAAAGAGGCCUCUGUCAAGGUGGCUGAGAUCUGGAUCGUCUCCUUGUCCAGCCAGCCCAUUGACCACGAGGAUAGUGCAAUGCAGGCUGGCCCCAAGGCCAAGUCCACAGAUAACUACUCUGAGGAGGAGUAUGAGAGCUUUUCCUCUGAGCAAGAAGCCAGCGAUGAUGCUGUCCAGGGGCAGGAUCUUGAUGAGGAUGACUUUGAUGUGGGAAAACCCAAGAAGCAGCGGCGCUCGAUACAGCAGAACUUCAAGCAGAAGGUGGUGGCCCUGCUGCGCAGGUUUAAAGUGUCAGAGGAGGUCUUAGAUUCGGAGCAGGACCCUGCAGAACAUGUCCCUGAGGUGGAGGAGGACCUGGAUCUUCUGUAUGACACGCUGGAUGUGGACCACCCCAGCGACAGUGGCCCUGACAUGGACGACGAUGACAGCGUCCUCAGCACCCCCAAGCCCAAGCUUAGGCCCUACUUCGAAGGCCUGUCACACUCCAGCUCACAGACAGAGAUAGGGAGUAUCCACAGUGCCCGGAGCCACAGGGAGCCUCCAAGCCCGGCUGAUGUCCCUGAGAAGAUGAGGUCCCUGGGAGGACAGCAACCAAGUGACAGCACUUCUGACACGAUGGUCCUUAGUUCCCCAGCCCCUCGGGAACCAUCAGGACAACCUGAGAACAGCCCAGAGGCUGAGACCAUUACCCUGGAUGUGUUCACUGAGAAGCUGCCACCCAGCGGAAGAAUCACCAAGACCGAGUCGCUUGUCAUCCCCUCCACCAGGUCAGAGACAAAGCCAGCUGGUCGCAGGGGCCGGAGCACGUCCCUGAAAGAGCGGCAGCCGGCUCGACCACAGAACGAGCGGGCCAACAGCCUAGACAAUGAGCGCUGUCCAGACACGAGGAGCCAGCUGCAGAUUCCCAGGAAAACUGUGUAUGACCAACUGAACCAUAUCCUCGUCUCUGAUGACCAACUCCCCGAGAAUAUCAUUCUCGUCAACACCUCUGACUGGCAGGGACAGUUCCUCUCAGAUGUCCUGCAGAAGCACACACUUCCUGUGGUGUGCACGUGUUCUGCUGCUGAUGUGCAGGCCGCCUUCAGCACCAUUGUCUCUCGGAUACAGCGCUACUGUAACUGCAAUUCUCAGCCACCAACUCCUGUGAAGAUCGCAGUGGCCGGAGCACAGCAUUACCUCAGCGCCAUCCUGCGGCUCUUCGUGGAGCAGCUGUCCCACAAGACGCCCGACUGGCUUGGCUACAUGCGCUUCCUCAUCAUCCCGCUGGGCUCCCACCCUGUGGCCAGGUACCUGGGCUCUGUGGACUACCGCUACAACAACUUCUUCCAGGAUCUGGCCUGGAGAGACCUGUUCAACAAGCUGGAAGCCCAGAGCAGUGUGCAGGACACGCCCGACAUCGUGUCGCGCAUCACGCAGUACAUCUCGGGGGCCAACUGUGCUCACCAGCUCCCCAUCGCAGAGGCCAUGCUGACCUACAAGCAGAAGAGCCCUGAUGAAGAAUCCUCUCAGAGAUUCAUUCCCUUUGUUGGGGUUGUGAAGGUUGGCAUUGUGGAACCGUCUUCAGCCACAUCAGGAGACUCGGACGACGCAGCCCCCUCAGGCUCCAGUGUUCUCUCUUCUACCCCACCGUCUGUGUCUACAUCUCCCGCAGCCAAGGAGGCUUCACCCACCCCACCCUCCUCCCCUUCAGUGAGUGGAGGUCUGUCCUCUCCCAGCCAGGGCAUCGGCGCUGAGCUCAUGGGGCUGCAGGUGGACUACUGGACAGCAGCACAGCCUGCAGACAGGAAGAGAGAUGCCGAGAAGAAGGACCUGCCCACCACCAAAAACACGCUCAAGUGCACUUUCCGGUCCCUCCAGGUCAGCAGGCUGCCCAGCAGUGGCGAGACUGCAACCACACCUACCAUGUCCAUGACCGUGGUCACCAAGGAGAAGAACAAGAAGGUGAUGUUUUUGCCCAAGAAAACCAAGGAUAAGGAUGUGGAGUCUAAAAGCCAGUGCAUCGAAGGCAUCAGCCGUCUGAUCUGCACAGCUAAGCACCAGCAGAACAUGCUUCGGGUCCUCAUCGAUGGCGUGGAGUGCAGCGACGUCAAGUUCUUUCAGCUGGCUGCCCAGUGGUCUUCCCACGUGAAACACUUCCCUAUCUGCAUCUUUGGACACUCCAAGGCCACCUUCUAGCCCCACCCGUGGAAGGGCUGACACAGGACAGCGGAGGGUCCUGCUCUGCGUCAUCACUGAUGGAGAGACAGAUGUGUUUCUGUUAACAUGCGGUUACUACAGAGACAGACUCUUAAAAACACAAAGAAGCGGUCUUAAGUGUGAAUGUGCCCAUAGCCCAGAAACUAUGGGGAAUCUAGCUGCCCAUGGGCCACCGAGUAACUGCUCUGCUUAUUAACCAGAAUAUGUGGGCCCUAGAAAGGCUAGUAAGAAGGGAGGUGAACCCUGGUCUCAUAAAACCCCAGAGCCACAAGCAAGAAAUGUUCUUGGCAUUGUGUCCUGUGCUUUCUGAAGUCAGGAUGCUGCUUUCUUGGGGAGUCCAGUGGCCAAAAGCUGAGGGUGAAGGGCGUGUUGGUCUCCUAGCAUGGGAUGUUGACCCCUGGCACCCCCAGGUGUGGUUCCCAAUAAACUCCAGCCUCAUGGCGGAGCUUUUAUAGUAGCA
Molecule: messenger RNA, 3130 nt
Organism: Cricetulus griseus (Chinese hamster)
Lineage: Eukaryota; Metazoa; Chordata; Mammalia; Rodentia; Cricetidae
Source: RefSeq, a predicted model, not a curated record